AUGGAGCCGGCAACGUGCCACGCCGGCUGGGCUAACUGCACGCCGAAGUGUGAGCCUCAAGCUUCCGGAGCUUCCAGUACUCUCCCUUCCUCAACAUCUUGGAUCUUUGAAAGUCUCUUGAGCUUCUGCACCACCAGGCUCAAGCUGUCGUCGUCAACCUCCCGCCACGAGCUUCGGUCGCUCCCGGACAUGAGUCCAGAGCGGCAUGUAGACGACCAGGGCGUACCUCCUCGAGUCUAUCGCGACGACGGGCUGAUCAACAUCGAUCCUGAGGAAGCUGUAGUCAUUGACCCUGCCGAAGCUUCCGAUGAGGACGAGUACCUGCCGCAAGAGCCGCAUCAUGCCAGCAAACACCCACCGCCAUGGUUGCAGCAUGCUUGGAUAUCUGUGAAGACUUGGGUGAAGGGGCCGCAGCCUCGGCGACCUUGGAAGAUUCAUCCAUUCCUACCCAAGGUUCAGACCGCGCCAAUACGGCUUAUAGACACCUUCUUCCCCAAGAGGAAGCAUAAGGUGGGGCUGUUGAUUGUGUUCUACGCUGCUUGGAUCCUCGGUUUCGCAUUGGUUUUGCACAGAAGCGCCUUCUCAGCAGAUGUACCAGGCUACGGAGCUCCCGUGAGAAUCGGCUGCACUCAACGCUUCUGGAACAACGGUAAUGGAUGCGGCCUUAAUGGGGACUCCUGUCGCCCAUUCGAGAACGCAUCAAUGCCAUUCAGAUGCCCCGCGAACUGUAAGCGUGUCCAGCUGCUGAAUCCGCACGCUGUAGGCGACUACGUCGCAAACUACCGUCAACUCGUCAUUGGCGGUCCCACCGACGACGACGAGACAUUAGAGAACAUCUACUACCGCGCCGACUCCUUCAUCUGCGGCGCGGCGAUUCACGCGGGCUUCAUCAACGAUGCGUCAGGUGGUUGCGGCGUCGUCUCUAUGGUCGGCGAGAAGACAUCCUACCCAAGCGUGGACCGCAAACACAUCAGCUCCAUCGGCUUCGACUCGUACUUCCCGAAAUCCUUCUCUUUCCUCCCCGGCACGUCCUCUCCGUGCCGCGACCUGCGCUGGCCCCUCCUCGGCGUGAGCUUGACAUUCACGAUCCUGCUCUCCCUGUUCACAACCGCGCCUACCGUAUUCUUUCCCUCCAUCUUCCUAGGUAUAUUCUUCCAUGUCGCACUCGCCUCUGACCCGCCCUCGCUGACCGACUACUACGCCCUGAUAUCCAUCUGCCUUGGCCGUCUCCUACCAGCCAGCUUCUGCAUGUACGCCGUAUACCGCUUCGCCGUGUCCAGGACCCUUCACGACCUCGACGCGCAAUUCGAAAAGACGAUCCUCUGGCUGGGAGGAUGCUGGGUCGGCGCUUUGAACAACUACACGUUCGACAAGAUCCCGAUUGAGCGUCUCACACCGCAUGAUCUGCAAAACCAGCCCGGCGCCGUGCCCGCGCUCAUCAUCGUCGUGCUGUGUCUCUUCAGCAUCGCGCUGCUGCAAGCGUGGUGUCUGCGCAUCGAAGGCCGGCUUCCGAAGUAUCUAGGCAUCUAUGGGAUCUUCGUCGGCUCUCUCCUACUCCUCGUCGCAAUUCCUAAAAUGAAUGUGCGCAUCCAUCACUAUAUCCUCGGGCUGCUACUUGUCCCGGGAACGAGCAUGCAGACCCGGCCUUCCCUGCUGUUUCAAGGUAUUCUAGUCGGGCUGUUCAUCAACGGGGUUGCGCGCUGGGGCUUUGACUCUAUUUUGCAGACACCAGGAGAACUAAGGGGUGAUGGACCGAUUAGCAGUCUUCUGCCAAUCAUAACAGCUCCAAUCAUACACAACAACUUGCAUUCGCACUUCAAAGCGAACAUUACGUUCGAAUGGACGCUGCCAUUUCCGAAACACUACGAUGGUCUUAGCAUUCUGGUCAACGAUGUCGAAAGAUAUAGAGGCUACGCAGACAGUGGGCUGGAAAGCUGGACGUGGGUCAGGCAUAUGAAGGAUGUGCCUGAGUACUUCCGCUUCGCAUACCUCAACGGUGGCGGGCGUGGGGAUUAUACCAAAGCCGGCACUUGGAGCAUUGAAGGAGGCUGGAUCCAGAUGGCAUCCGGACCAUCUUAG
Molecule: messenger RNA, 2079 nt
Organism: Macroventuria anomochaeta
Lineage: Eukaryota; Fungi; Ascomycota; Dothideomycetes; Pleosporales; Didymellaceae
Product: LCCL domain-containing protein
Exons: 2
Coding region: 1-2079 (692 amino acids)
Source: RefSeq, a predicted model, not a curated record